Molecule: messenger RNA, 720 nt
Organism: Lutra lutra (Eurasian river otter)
Lineage: Eukaryota; Metazoa; Chordata; Mammalia; Carnivora; Mustelidae
Product: C-C motif chemokine 7-like
Exons: 3
Coding region: 60-359 (99 amino acids)
Biological process (GO): cellular response to type II interferon; neutrophil chemotaxis; inflammatory response
Cellular component (GO): extracellular region
Molecular function (GO): CCR chemokine receptor binding; chemokine activity
Source: RefSeq, a predicted model, not a curated record
GCUAAGACCAAUCCAGAAACCUCCAGCUCUCAUGCCCAAGCUUCCUGCUCCCCGCCGACAUGAAGGUCUCCGCCACACUUCUCUGCCUGCUGCUCAUAGCUGCUGCCUUCUGCCCCCAGGUGCUUGCCCAGCCAGACGGGAUUAAUAGCUCAGCCACCUGUUGCUAUAGAUUUGCCACUAAGAAGAUCCGCAUCCAGAAGCUGAAGAGCUACAGAAGAAUCACCAGCAGCUACUGUCCCCGGGAAGCUGUGAUCUUCAAGACCAAACUAGCCAGGGACGUCUGUGCCGACCCCAAGCAGAAGUGGGUCCAGGAUCUCAUGGAGUACCUGGACAAGAAAACCCAAACCCGAAAGCCGUGAACAUUCAUGCCCACAAUGAAGCCAAGGCAGUACCCAGGAAACAAUUCAUUUAUGUUCCUUAUCUUUUCCAACAUACCUUCUGAGAUUGUUCUAUUAUAAUUUUAAAGAAUAUGAGAUUUGUGUAAUAAUGUGAAUCAUAGUUUUUUCUUAAGUAAUUCUUUAUGUCUUCUAAGUUGAUAAUAUUUUAAUUUAAUGUGCUCUGGAAUUGAAUGUAUUUUAAAUGUAAACCCUUGGACAUAUCCCAUGACUUCAGCCCACCAAAAACUGCGGGAUGCUCCCUUCCUCUCUACCUCAUUGUAACGUUGUGUAGAUCUUUGCACGAAUCAAAGCAAAUAUACAUAUACUUAAUUUUAAGAGGAGA